AUGGGGGCAAAAAAAGUUGAAAAAGUUAAAGACAAAGCUGAAGAGUUAGUAUUUCUAGAGUUAGAGCAGCCAAGUACAAAAUGUCCAGAAGGUUUAAACGAAGAUUCCGAUUUUUAUCCUUGCUUUGCGAACCAUUCUGGAAUAACGAUAAGAAUCACUGGAGCAGACAGUAUAGAAUCUGUGGACUCCGAAAGCACCGAUAAUGAAGUACAAAUAGAAGAGAACUUCAUGAGUAGUUUAUACAAUAUAGUUGAGUUCAGACCAGAUAACAAAACUUUUGUUUCGAAAACAUACCAGAAAAGCAGAGUAAAAGAAACUACUUACCAACUAUCUAAUGAAACAUUCAUUUUGAAAGGCACAAAAAGUACACAAAAUGUCAGAUCACCCAAAUCCACCCAAAAAGAUGCAGGACCCUACCAAAGGAAUUAUAAAAAGGAAGAGAGCAAAAGAGAACUCGCUGGGACAAAGCCAAAACCAGAAAAGACUGAUCAUACAGUCCCACAUAGGGCUCAGAAAGAAACUAAGGUUGCAGUAAAACCAAAACAGUUGAGCUUCAAAUCAAAAUUAGAGGAAGAUUCGGACAAGACUGAAGAGUGUUGUGUCAUAAGGAAAGCAAGACCCAAGAGUUGUGUCGAGAAGGAAUCAGUGAAAGUGAAGACAAGCUCUCGUCCACUGACGGCUCCGGUGAAGCGAUCAUGUUGUCAGUGGGGCCAACCUCACCUGCCUGAAUACAACGGACUGCGAUCCGAGUAUGGUCUCAGCGCAGAGCAACUCAUGGAGAGAAAAAGGCACAAGAUAGAAUCUUUGAAAAUGCAAAAACAGCGGAAGGAACAAAAAUACAAAGAAGAACAAGAAAAGAGAAAGGAAAAUGAGGCAAAGUUUAUCGCGUGGCUUGAGGACAAAAGGAAACAAGCGCAAAUGCAAUUUUUGCGAAAUCAAAAAAUAAAGGCUGAGAGUGGUAUAAAGCUAUAUCCAGCACCCACAGCACACCUCAAAAGAACUGGAGCUAUAAGAAGUAGGAGAGUGUUUAAAACCCAAAGGAAAUGUGUUUCAUUGGAGGAGCUUCUUAACAAUGCAAGCAGACCCUCCUCCACUGUCAGCGUUAUAGUACAUGAGGGCGAGGUGGGCGGUGUUAGGCUUUGCACUAGACACCAAUGA
Molecule: messenger RNA, 1158 nt
Organism: Macrosteles quadrilineatus (aster leafhopper)
Lineage: Eukaryota; Metazoa; Arthropoda; Insecta; Hemiptera; Cicadellidae
Exons: 4
Coding region: 1-1158 (385 amino acids)
Molecular function (GO): microtubule binding
Source: RefSeq, a predicted model, not a curated record